UGCCCCAACAUUCGCAGCCGCAGUUGAAUAAGACAGCCAGAAUAUUCGCAAAUCUCUCAUGUUUCUUUUGUCACGUGCAAGUAAAAUAAUCGUUGUUUAUUAAAUGUUUCGCCGAGCAAUUACCGUUUUGGCACGACCUGCUUUUCUAGAUGUGUCAGAGAUACGUCUUUGUAGAAAUAUACACGGGCGAAAUUUGGGCUUCUUUGGUGAGAGGGGUCGACAUGAGUUAUCAUCAUCCUCAUUUGCGAUGAUGAGGAAAGGAUUUCAACCAUCCUCACCCCGCACAUUGGUAAACUUGACAUCUGCGCGACCUUUCGCAACCAAUCUGGUCCAACCCGUUCCAGUCCCUGUACAGGAAGAUUUCUUGGAGAUUGAUGCCAAAACUGGGAAAAAACGGGCCAAACGGAGGUCACAGGUCACAGACCCGAAGAUCGACUUGCAUCAUUCCUUUCCUGUUUUUGCCUAUGCUACGUGUGAAGAGUUGGAUCUCGAACGGCUCCAUGGCGGACUGAUAGCAGACGACUUAUACAUUCCAAAUGUACUCUCGGACGACAUGGAUGAUGUUAUCCAUGCUUCGGCUAAGUAUAAGAUAAGUGAUGAACCCAGAGAGAUAUUCUUCUUUCGAGAUGGUGCCAUCGUAUUCUGGAACAUGCCGAGUACCGAGUGUAUGAAUGUUUUAAAAUUCUUGAAGCCAUACGAGCAUGAAAGUUACGACCCUGACCAAGUCACUGAGGAAGUUGAGUAUAUGCGAUACAACUAUCACGACCAAGGGCAAACUCGCCUAUCGAAAGGAAGAAUCGUCCUUCAUAUAGAUUCUGCUAACCAAAUACUGGAAAAGUAUGCCUUCGCCAAUGCAAUGGCAUCUUCGGUGAAGUUAGGAAUUUGGGAAUCUGCUCUGGACAACUUUGUGGACAGUAUCGCCGAAAUUACAGAGGUGCUGAAAAGAGCCGAAAAAUUGGAACUAUCUCGCGAAGAAGUUUUACAAAAGACUGGCGAACUCUACUCCUUGCGACACGAGCUCAACUUAAAUUCUGACCUGCUGGAUACGCCCGACUUUUACUGGGAGCGUGAACGGUUGGAAAAUCUCUACCAAAAAACCUGCAAUUACCUCAACAUGAAUCGUAGGACGAAAGUUCUCAACGAAAAGAUGACCCAAUGUUCCGAACUUCUUGAACUUAUCUCGACCCAUUUGACUGACCGGCAUCACACUCGUCUUGAGUGGAUGAUCAUCCUCUUGAUCAUGGUGGAAGUCGGAUUUGAAAUUUUACACGCUGCCGAGCGCUACAUCAUGUAAAUCAAGUUAUAAACUCAAUAAAUAAUCACAACCGUCCA
This is a messenger RNA of Folsomia candida, 1332 nucleotides long. Its product is annotated as required for meiotic nuclear division protein 1 homolog. The transcript has 7 exons. Bases 104 to 1294 code for a protein of 396 amino acids. The record is from RefSeq and is a predicted model, not a curated record. NCBI's taxonomy places the organism in Eukaryota, Metazoa, Arthropoda, Collembola, Entomobryomorpha, Isotomidae. Gene Ontology annotation, biological process: positive regulation of mitochondrial translation.